Molecule: messenger RNA, 3866 nt
Organism: Triplophysa dalaica
Lineage: Eukaryota; Metazoa; Chordata; Actinopteri; Cypriniformes; Nemacheilidae
Product: proline-rich transmembrane protein 2
Exons: 5
Coding region: 592-1293 (233 amino acids)
Cellular component (GO): membrane
Source: RefSeq, a predicted model, not a curated record
UGUGGGCAUGCACUGGUGUCUGUGCGUUACAAACGGAUUAUUCCCAUCACAUUAUAACAGCAAUUUGCCACUCGUACACAGAAAACGUGGCUGGGUGUCCCUCGUGUGUGUGUUUGUGUGUCUUUGUUAGCCUACGACGUGUCUAAGAGCUCUCAGUUUCAAAGAGUGACAGGGAUGAGAGGAGAAAGUAAUUGAUGUUGUGUUGAUUGAUUAUCUUAUUCAGUAAGAGCAUUAUGAUAUACGAGUCGAGUCUGUUUAUUAAGCACCCAUUUUUUGAAGUAUAAAAAAAAUAUUGUAAGGAAACAGCUGAUAAAUGAGCAGAGAUGUUAUAUAUGGGUGUGUCUUUUGAUGGUCUUUGUGUUCUCACAGACAUUGAUUUUAUUACUGAUACCGUGAUAUCGGAUGCUCAUGUAGACUAGCUCUCAGAUAUAACAAAUGCACAUAGUCAUAAAAUAUAUGUAGAAACGAAUUGCAUUUACACGUCUGGAUGAAUGUAACUAGGAGAGUUUCAACAACCAGAAAUCCAGAGUUUAUAAGGAGACAAAAGCGUGAUCUCGGGCAAACCUACGUCUGGAAUUUGGCAUCUUAGGCAUGGCUUUGAACACUGAUGCUACAGUUCCCAGUGCUGCCUCUGGUGCAGUGGAGGAAGAACCACAACAACAGCAAUCAGAACAAGAGACCAAUCAGCAAGCAGGCAAAGAGUCGGACCACACCCCUAACUCCUCUCAGCCAGUCAGAAGUGAACAGCAAGAUCUAGCCCCUGUUCCUACACCUUCUCCUGCUUUAGACCCCACACCAUCUCAGGAUGCCCCACCUAAAGAUCACCUGACAGUCAUUGAUGAAAAGAUGGAAACAAGUAAUGGCAUUUGCUCGGCUGUUAUCGACAGUUGUCCAUCUGCUGCCUCUCCUCUUCAUCAGCAGCAUGCCCAGCACGGGCACUCAAACGGGCGUGCCAGGCAGAGCAGUCGCUCAGGGUCAAUAAGUCUCGCGGGGUCACCGCGACCUUCCCUUACCCGACGGCCAAGUGCAGCCACGGAUGCGGGACUUGGCUCCAAACCCAACGAUUAUCUGAUAUGGGCUAUUCUGGCUUGCCUUUGCCCCGUCUGGCCAAUCAACAUCGUGGGCUUGACCUUCUCAGUGAUGUCUCGUAACAGUCUACAACAAGGGAAUGUGGAUGGUGCUCGUCGUCUUGGGCGGAACGCAAAGAUCCUGUCUAUUGUGUCGCUGGUGGGCGGGAUCAUCAUCAUUAUUGUAACUGUAGUCAUCAACUGGGGUGUAAUGCUGAAGACCUGAUGGUCACAAAGAUGGAUUAACGAAACGACAAAAUCAACAACCAAUCCAUGAUGACAAUUUUCGUCAUCUUUCAUCUGUCAUGCAUUUCUCUGCAUUGCCCGAGCUCCUGAAUGCUUUUCAGUUCAUUUAAACUCUGUCUCCAGAAUUGGUUGUGCCAGUACGAUCAUGAAAAACAGGGACUCUUCAGCUCCUCUAAGGACCCAGGAUAUUGAGCAAAACAGGAUGCAUGUUUUUUUCUGCGAAGGACUUGUCAUUGAUGCCAGUGUGGAUACCACCAGAAUGAUCUCAUUUUAUCGGUCAAAUGUAAAGAUAAAAAUGUAAUCGAUCAGUUAUACAGAGGCAGAAUCGGCAUCACCUACUGAAGAGAGCUCUUCAUAAUCCAGGUUUUCCUAAUGCCUUUGUUGGAAAGAUGUGCAGUUAGAGUGAUGAUUUUGCAGCCAAGGCUUAAACAUUUUUGCUUUUUUAUCAGACAUAAUGAUUGUCUCAAAGAUGUCAGUCGAUGUGAGGGGUCAGCACAUUUUGUCCCCCACUCUCUCUUUCUCUCUCUUUCUCUCACGCUCUCUCUCUCUCACGCUCUCUCUCUCUCUCUCUCUCUCUCUCUCUCUCUCUCUCUCUCUCUCUCUCUCUCUCUCUCUCUCUCUCUCUCUCUCUCUCUGUCAGUAAAAAUGUGUAACCUGCAAUCCUUAACAGAGAUAAAAGGAAGUGGGAGGGGGUCAAAGCAGAGAUGCGGUCUUUUGUUUCACACGUAUGGAGGGAUGGAGACAGAGAAAGCUAGAUAAAGAAGAAGGAGGAGCCUGGCGUCUGAUGAAAAGAUAGCCCUGAUAUGAUGAGAUGUGAGGAAUGCAGUAGAGCCAAGAGGGAUCCCAGCCCGUUCUGGGCUGCUUGCAUGCGUGUGAGGAAGCCGAUAUUGUAAUGCUCGCAAGCAUGCCCUCCCCUCCUCUAUGCAGCUUUAACAGUCUAAGCCAGUUCCUUUCAGACAAACAUGACGCAUUUAUUUAUUAUCGUGUUUUAGCAGUAUGGGUGUGUGACAUUCGAGGCAAAAUGUCGAUCCAGACUGUUUUAAAAGCAGUCACGUUUUAUACCACAAUGUUUUCAAUAUAACCCUUAGUAACCUGGAUGUUCAACAAUAACAGAAGUACAUUUGACAAUAGCAAAUUGCUUUACACAACUAAAACCGUUUGUUUGAUGGAAUGGUUUGUUUCGCUGAAUAGAAUAAUAGCUAAAUCAUUUCUUGUCAGGCCACACAGACUGUGCCAAAAUCAAGACUCUGCCAAGUUUCCAUAUAGGACAGCUUUUUUCCGGAAUCAGUGGGCAUCUUUGUGAUAGAGACAGGACAUGAGAGGAUAAUUAUAUGUUUCUUUGAGGAAGUCAUUUUACAGAUAAAAUGAUUGUUUGUGGUAUUUUAUGAGAUAUAUAAAUUUAUCAUACAUUUUGUGCAAUUAAACAUUACGACCAUCAUAGAAUUAAUGUUCCAGCAUUAUAUACUAGAAUAUGUUUUUGGUUUAAUUAAAAUUCUAAGGUAAGUUCUUUUUUUUGGGGGCCACAAAAAAAAUGCACAGAGGGGGCCUUACAUCGUGAUCUGCCCCACAUUUAUCAGACUUUCAUAGCUUCAGGUCUCUUGCAUGCAAGUGAUUCCGUUAUACUAAUGUUUACAGCUUUUUGAUGGUGAUGAAGGCACUCGAUCCUUAUUUUUUUAAGAGGAAAAUCUUUUUUGUGUGGCAGUCUGUAAAUGUGUCUUCAGCAACUGGGUUUGGGCCCCAUUUUUGGGGGAGGAGCUAAAAUUGUCUUGUUAUUUCUGAUCAUUCCACAUCCCCACCAAUUACACAUGAAUGAUCGUGGCAUGCACAUUUUUUAUUAGCAUAUGAACUGCGUGCAGUCAGUGAAUGCCUGCUUGACUUAUGUUCUACUGAAUUGUUCUGCGCACCUAUUUAUAUUUAACCUGCUUACACUGCUGAAUCUCAUGAUUGUAUAUACAUAUGUAUGUAUAUAUGUGUUUGUACAUAUUUGUACUGCUUCUGCUGAUCUAAAUCUCUUUCGAUGGACAUGAACAGUAUUCGUGAUGCAGAUCUUGACUGUUAACCAUGCAGUGCUUUCAAGUUUUUUUUGUAUCAGUAUGUAUUUUAAAAUGCCUUUUGUUUUGUAUGCCAUUUGUGCUUUGCUGGUAUGAGAACCUUAAUUGCAUGUUUACAGAAUGUCUAUGCUGCAAAAUACUCUGAGUUUGAUUCUCUGGGUUACAAGUUCUACCUGCUGUUAACAGAAUCUAUUUUAUUUACCCUUUUUGUUCAUACAGCACUCAACUGCAUUUUGUCACAACUUUACCUCUUGUCAAUGGAAUCAUUUUCUUGAUAUUUGAUAUAAGACCUUAUGAUAACUCUUGUGGCUAAUAUAAUCCUGAUUUUGUGCAGAUUUGCCUGUGCAUGCCUUAAUGAAUUGCUUUGGAACAACACUAUGUGAUGUAUUCUGUAUACGAAACCGAAUUGAUAGAUCUCGCAGUAUCGAUCUGUAUUCUGCUCUGUACUGACACUAAGUAUGCAUUAAUGAGCCCAAUGAAUAAACUGUUCCUCAUUAUGCCA